AUGAGCAAAAGAGUGUAUGAAAACGAGGAGGAUGAAGCUCAUAGUAAAGAAAUAAGCUUAAUGCAGAUGCAGCAGCAAAUGAGGAAUAUUCUGGGGGACGAAACGGCGGUGUUAUAUUUUGGUUAUCUGAAGGACUGGUUACGGGGUCGCAGGGAACAAGAAGAAUUUGAUUCGUACGGUCUUAUGCUAGUGCCAAAGAAUCGAACAUGUCUCCAUACAGAGUUCUUCUUGUCUUUUUUAAAUUUCUGCGAGAUUGGUUUAGAAGCAAGUAAUUUUGCCACUGAUAAUCCUGUUUCAAGUAGUAUAUGGACUGGACGUAUUCAGGAGCAGUCACUAGAGUUGAAUCAAGGUUUCCAGGCACUACAGGGAAAGAAACAAACUGUUUCGGAAGGACUAAGAUUGCUACCAAGCAAAGGACAGGUGAAAGGAAGGCUACUUCUUGAUGCGUGGCAAGGGGGUUUGAAGGGAGUGUCCGAAGAAGCUGUCGAUUUAAUUGUCUCGACUGCCAAACUGGUAGCCAUGAAUAUACUAGAGGCGUCUUUGCGAUUGAAACGGAAUCAUUUGAUUACGGAAAGCGGCGCUACUUAUUCCUACGGAGUUACAAACAGGAGAGGCGCAAAGGCUGUGCCACGCGUAUUAUUGCCAGCCCAAGAACCUGUUAGCGUCAGAGAUAUAAUGGAAGCUGUUGAAAUUGAACAUGGGCUUAUUAGUAACCACAAGAUGCGCAAAAGGUUGCUUAACGCAUUGAAAGUACUUGCUUCGAAGUGUAUGUGGUACUGCAUAAAGAAACAUGGUGUUGGAGCGCCACUUGUAAAGAACCACUCAACUCCUGAUUUUGUCUGCCUUAAGGUUAUAGAUGCAAAUGUAUGCUAA
Molecule: messenger RNA, 873 nt
Organism: Enterobius vermicularis (human pinworm)
Lineage: Eukaryota; Metazoa; Nematoda; Chromadorea; Rhabditida; Oxyuridae
Source: the annotation of a GenBank genome assembly